Molecule: messenger RNA, 1176 nt
Organism: Trypanosoma grayi
Lineage: Eukaryota; Euglenozoa; Kinetoplastea; Trypanosomatida; Trypanosomatidae
Exons: 1
Coding region: 1-1176 (391 amino acids)
Source: RefSeq, a predicted model, not a curated record
AUGCACCGUGUGGCGGGGGACCCGCACGGCUCUCCAUCCGCGGCGACCGCAGCGGCAGCAACGCAUUCCUCGUCAUCUUGCUGCAGCGAGUCGUGGGAGCGCACACAGCGUGCGUUUCAUGGGGCGCACUACACCUCAGCGGUGUUCCACUGCAUUUUGGUGCCGCGGGUGACAGAACGAUCGCGCUACAACCCCGGCGGGCCCGUGAGUAUGGAGCUCUCAGAAGAGGCCGCCCUCACGUGGAAUACGUUGUGCCACUCCCAGCCAGACGCACCGUCACCUCCUGCAGGAAAACGAAAGUCACUCGACGUGGCACUCACGGAGGUGACGUACCAGGAGCAAGAGUUGGCGCUGCGGCUGCUGCAGGGUCUUAGCCUAGUUGUGUACGACCAGCGCCGUGCGAUUGCCGAGGGUCUUCUGAUUCCGUACGCGAUUGAGGUGUGGCAGUGCUGCCUGCAGCACGUGGAGGCGCUGUUCCGCCGACGUCGGCGGAACGCCGCGAUGGAGGGGCCGAGUGGCACCGCUUCUGGUAUUGCGACUGCGGCUGCUGCUGCGCCGCCACCGCUAGAAGAGGGUCCUGUGCAGUUGGUGCAGGGAUUGGAGACAGUGGUGAUCGCGAGCAUCGACGCGGUGGAGGCGGCGUGCCACUACAACCCACUCGCGCUGACACGCAUCGUGCAACAAGGUGGCGUGCGUGCGCUCCUCGACAUGGGGCUCUGCCCCUACGCUCCGCAUGAUAUUCGCUGCGGCGUCUUCGACACGGUGAGCGUGCUCAUGCAGGAGGUCGCCCCGUUUCGACGCGCGGUGGCUGCUGGUGCCGCGGCUGCUUCUGGCGCGGCGGGCGGCGGUGGUGGCGAGGACGAGCUGAUUCAGACAAUGAUACAGCAGGCCAUGACGGGCAGCUUUGGUCGGCAGGAGGCUCCGCCGCCGUACCUCAUGGACCGCGCGAGUGCGUCGAAGUUUGACUCCGCCGUGCGUGAGUGGUUCAGCCAGCAGGGUCUGAGCCACGUCGUGUCGGCGGUUCUAGAGCUGCGUGAUGUGCGUGGCACGCCCAUCGCUGCCGGGGCGCUUCCAAAGGCGGAUGUGACGCGGAUCGUGCAGCGCGCGAGUCAACUCCGCGAGAAGCGGCUGCAGGCGCUGCUGCAGGCGGUGGACGGUAAACGCGAAGCGCUCUGA